Teleopsis dalmanni is the source of this 2835-nucleotide messenger RNA. RefSeq names its product zinc finger protein 28-like. NCBI's taxonomy places the organism in Eukaryota, Metazoa, Arthropoda, Insecta, Diptera, Diopsidae. Gene Ontology annotation, molecular function: DNA-binding transcription factor activity, RNA polymerase II-specific; RNA polymerase II transcription regulatory region sequence-specific DNA binding; zinc ion binding. Gene Ontology annotation, biological process: regulation of transcription by RNA polymerase II. Gene Ontology annotation, cellular component: nucleus. The transcript is spliced from 7 exons. The record is from RefSeq and is a predicted model, not a curated record. The coding region runs from base 241 to 2415 and encodes 724 amino acids.
UAUGUGAUCAAAUGAAAUGGGCAGCUAAAAUUUCAAGAUUACUUUUGACAAACUUGCAGUCUGGCAACCUUUUACACUUGUCGUUGUUGGCUUGCGCUUCUUUAUGUCAAAAGUGAAACACAAAACUUGCGAAAAUUUCGUUCAGCUACAGUAAAAAUUUUGAAGUGAUUAAAUAAAUUUAACCAGAAACAAUAUAUUUCUUUUAUUUUAUAUUCUGAAUGUUAAUUAACACCGUCAAAAAUGAGUUUCAUGCCAAACCGACAAUUGAUUUUAGAUCGAAUUUGUCGCGUCUGUUUACAAUACAAGACGGAUCUAUUUUUUAUUUUUGAUGAACAGUUUUCAGUUGAUGGUGUCAAAAUGCCGCAAUUGCUCACACAAUGCACCAAUUAUAGUGUAAACGCUUUCGAUAGUUUUCCACAUCAUAUAUGUGGUAAGUGCGUGGAUAAGGCAAUAUUUGUAUACAAAUUUCAACAGCAAGCAGAAAAAUCUCAUCAAACUCUAACAAUGAUGUUUACGUCAGUUGGUGUCAAUCCAAAUGUAAGAGGUCGAUCUUCUAUGGAGAUUUCUACUCAAACUGAUAACAUAUCAAUAUAUCCUUGCAAUAUGUGUGGAGAAAAAUUUUCUGAUUCAUCAGAUUUAAUAGAACAUCAUUUAUUAAGACAUCCCUGCAAGCAAGAUGAUUGUAACGUGUGUGGUGACAAAUUUACACGCCUUUGUCAAUUGCGAAAUGAUAUAAUGCAAAUCCAGCCUAAGGACAAUUCAUGCCCCUUGCGUCAAACGCAAAGUACUCAUAAUCAGACAUGCGAAAGCCCAACAAUAUCACUGUUGAGCCCGAAAGCUGAUGAAAGAAAUAACGCGAAUUUCAAAAACUCCUUAGCGACAAUUCAGACAGACUUUGAAGAGUAUGAGACUAAAGUGGAAAAAACCACUAUGUUUGAGUAUGAUGAAAUUUCAAUAGAUGAUAAUUAUGAUAACACUGGUGUUGAAAAUAUUUCAACUGUAGAGUCUAUGGAUGUUACAAAAGUUACAUCAAAUGAAAACAACUCUGGUCCAAAUGCUGAACUGUCCCCACGCCUUUUAAAUGAAAUACCUCGUGAGGCUUCUCUAAUAACUGAGUUUUCCUACACGGCAUAUAUGACUUCUACAACCAAAAGCCAGUCAGUUUCCUCAAGUGAAAUUUCACCUUUAAAAAAAUGUGCAAAUACAAUGACAGCGACGUCGUUGCAAAUUGGCACGGAUUUAAAACAAAAACAUUUUUCUUGUCAUUUAUGCAAACGGAACUUUUUCACGAUGGAGUUUUUAAAUAAACAUUUAUUUGAAAUACACAAUCAAGAUUUGGAAUGCUCAAAUGAAGUUGCAGAAGCUGAAGAGCUAGAUGGAGAACUGGAGGUGGAAGAUUUUAAACCUGUACUUAAAGAAAUAAAUACAAACACAGACAGCAAUAUUGAAUCAUUAAAUGAAACUGAACCACCUGAUAAUAGUCUUUUAACAAUACAUCAUAACUUUGAACCACCUGAUGUUGCUAUGGAAAAUUCAAAUGAAUUGAAACGUCCUAAGAAAGAAAAACUCUUCAAAGCCGAAUUAAAUACAAUUAAUUGUCCUAGAUGCAAUCGUACAUUUGCUCGUAAGUCUAACUUGUGGCAACAUUUGUCAGCUAAAAAAUGUGAGCGAAUAGGGAAUAAAAAGUUUAGUUGCGAUAUAUGUAAACGCAUAUUUGCUCGUAGAGUUAACUUAGUACAACAUUUGUCAUUUAAAAAAUGCAAGGCACCAAAUAAUGAAGAAAUAUUUUCUUGUAAAAACUGCAAACGUACAUUUUCUCGUAGACUUAAUUUAUUGCAACACUUGUCGUCUAAAAUAUGCAAGAAAUCUGGUAAUGGUGCAACAUUUCGUUGCAAUAGUUGCAAUAGAAUAUUUUCUCGUAGGGUUAACUUAAAUCAACAUGUUGCAUCUAAGAAGUGUAAGAACUCAAAUAAAGCAGAAACACAUCAGUGUCGGAAUUGUAGUACCGUAUUUUGUCGUGAAUUGAACUUACGUCAGCACAUAGCAUCUCGGGUGUGUGAAACAGUUAGCUGGCCGUGUUCCACAUGUGGAAAAGUUCUUUCGAGUAAACCACAUCUUAAAAGACAUAUGAAAAUACACGACCGUGCAACACCAUGCAAAUGCCAAUACUGCGACAAAAGUUUUAGUAAUGAAUUGGAAUUAAAAAUACAUGAAAGACAUCAUUCAAAACUAAAAGAAAUUGUGUGCAAGAUUUGUGGAAAAAAUUUUCAUCAAUCAAAGUUUUUGAAAAUACAUAUGCAGACCCACCACACUAUCGAUCGUCCUUUCAAAUGUCAAAAAUGCUUGAAGACUUACACUAAUAUUACUAACUUAAAUAGACAUGCACUGGAAUCACAUGGCGUUGUAAAAAAAUGAUCAAUGUGAUGCUGUUUAUUUCCAAAUACAGAAAUUAUGUGAACAUAUUGCAGCUUCAUAGGUUCAUAAAUCAAGACUUAAACGAAAACCCUUACCUACCAAUAGUCUCACCUAUACUAAAUUAAAUAUAUUAGAAAAGAAAACAUCGAAAAUUAAAUUGUAUUUAUAGCCUUUUAAAGGUGAGAUUGUUAGAACUGCAUUCAAGUUAAGUUUUAUAAUCAUUAUCGUUCCAUGCCUCAUUUCCUUUGUUAAAUCUUUUUAGUUUCACAUUUUUUAGUUAGAUAUUUUUAAUAGUAACCAUAGUGACCAUUGACUUCUUGUUUGGACUUAAAAACAAAAGUAUUAAAUAAAUUUAUUCACUGCUUGAUUGGCUACUUAAUUGCUUAUCCUUAACAUAAUAGCAAAUUUAUAAAGGUGGUA